CGACGGUCAUCAAGAAGGACACCACGUAAUACGGUUUGAGAAGCCAUUUGUAGAUCUGGGGUAGAUGGUAUAAAAAGGUGAAGAGUCCGGUUAUUAGAGCCAUGUGGACGGAGACCACAGCGCGAGGCUGAGAGUGAAGUGACAGCUGAAGAAUCAAGGGAACGGAGUGCACUGCGCAUGCGCCGGGAAAUGCGCGUUUCGGUAUUUGUGGGUCCAACAGCUCGCCGUAGAUUUGGCGGGAGAUGUGAAAUGUAAACACUGCAGACGAGACCGAGUAGCAAAAAUGGAGGAAAGUAAAGAUACAACACAGAAUGAGGCUGCAAACAACGUCAGUUCAAAGGAGUCUACCCAAAACCAAAGUACUGACGCUUCGGGAGAAGUUUCCUCACAGAUGUCUGCGGGAAAACCGUCCGAGAAGACCGAGCCUCGGUUCAACAGGCUGAAGUUGUUCGAUAAGGUGAUACAGAAAAGCAUGAACAAGUUCAUCGAGCAUAUCAGUUUCAACAGAUUUGCCAGCAUGUUUCGUCCACUGUACAAAGAGAACCCCCAGAGGAUGGAAAGAAUUCAUGAACAGUUCAUAGAGGACUUACAAAAGAGCAUACAGGAGGACAUUAGCAAACUGAUUGAAGAAGGACGACUGGAACUCAAACUGAAUGAGCUGGACAAAUUGGAGAGCGCUGCCAAAAGCAAUCCAAGCCCUGCAUGGCGACCAACUGGGGUCCCUGAGAAAGACUUUUGCAGCUUUCUGGUGCCGUAUUAUCAAAAGCAGGAGGCCUACAUGCUGCUGAAGCUGAAGAAGAUUAAGGCAGAGAACGCUGCGCUUGCACAGAAAGUUCAGGCUGGCAGAGACAGUAUUACUCAGACUGAACAUUCUAUUUCUGCUGCGGUUGAUGAAUGGAAGGCAUCGGUUACAGAGUUUGAAACACUGGCAGCGUCUCUCCAACCUGCUGAUGUGUUCGAUGUUUGACCCACAAAGGAUUCUUGUGUAAACUAUCUUAUCUGUAUAUUUUACGUUUGUUUGCUGCACCUUGCCUGGAAAUA
Salarias fasciatus (jewelled blenny) is the source of this 1041-nucleotide messenger RNA. It is a transcript of the gene pmf1, whose product is annotated as polyamine modulated factor 1. NCBI's taxonomy places the organism in Eukaryota, Metazoa, Chordata, Actinopteri, Blenniiformes, Blenniidae. The transcript has 5 exons. Gene Ontology annotation, cellular component: MIS12/MIND type complex. Bases 284 to 967 code for a protein of 227 amino acids. Gene Ontology annotation, biological process: chromosome segregation. The record is from RefSeq and is a predicted model, not a curated record.